Contarinia nasturtii (swede midge) is the source of this 3956-nucleotide messenger RNA. It is a transcript of the gene Hem, whose product is annotated as membrane-associated protein Hem. Gene Ontology annotation, cellular component: SCAR complex. The record is from RefSeq and is a predicted model, not a curated record. The transcript has 4 exons. Gene Ontology annotation, biological process: cell migration; neuron projection morphogenesis; cell projection assembly. Lineage: Eukaryota; Metazoa; Arthropoda; Insecta; Diptera; Cecidomyiidae. Bases 341 to 3712 code for a protein of 1123 amino acids.
GACAUUUUGACGAUGGGCGAAUCACUGAAAAUAUACGAUUGUUUCAUUCAUUACGGUUCAUUAUAAAUGUUCUAGUAUUUUAUCAUUAUUUUCAAUUCGUUUUCAAUAUUGUUUUCAAUGGUUUUGUGCUACAUUCAGUUAAACACGCGAUUCGAUUAAAACGAAACAGAUGAGAACACAUUUGGAUCUAAGCCGGAAAGUUGGUCAACCAUUGAAUGUAGCCUCAAUUUUAAAUUGGCUUUGAAACAUUGAAGUCGAAAAAAAAUAAAAUUCGUUUUUGUGCAAUUUGUGGUGUGUUCAAGCAAUUGUGUGUUUUGUUGUGAAUAAUUGAGACAUAAAAAUGGCUCGGUCAUUGAAUGCAAGCCAGCAAAAGAUUUCCGAAAAAUUGGUCAUUCUAAACGAUCGCGGUGUCGGAAUACUAACGCGUAUUUACAAUAUAAAAAAAGCAUGCGGUGACACAAAAUCAAAGCCGGCAUUUCUGUCGGAUAAAUCGCUGGAGUCGGCAAUUAAAUUUAUCAUCAAACGUUUUCCAAACAUUGACGUCAAAGGUUUAGCGGCCAUUGCAAACAUCAAAACGGAAAUCAUUAAAUCAUUGUCAUUGUAUUACUACACGUUUGUUGAUUUACUUGAUUUUAAAGAUAAUGUGUGCGAAAUACUCACCACAAUGGAUGCUUGUCAAAUUCAUUUGGAUCUAACGGUGAACUUUGAACUAACACGAAACUAUUUGGACUUGGUGACAACAUACGUUUCAUUGAUGGUAUUAUUAUCACGUGUCGAAGAUCGUAAAGCCGUUUUGGGUCUAUUCAAUGCCGCCUAUGAGAUGCAACACAAUCAAAGUGAUCAAAAUUUUCCACGUUUGGGCCAAAUGAUUAUUGACUAUGAUGUGCCGCUUAAAAAACUCUCCGAAGAAUUCAUUCCACACAGUCGCCUAUUGUCAAGCGCACUGUUGUCACUCACUCAAAUUUAUCCGAUGCGUAAUUUAUCGGCAGAGAAAUGGCGUGAAUUGCAAAUUUUAAGUUUAGUCGGUAAUCCGGCAAUGUUAUUGAAAGCAUCGAAAACCGAUACAAUGUCAUGCGAAUAUGUAUCACUCGAAACAAUGGAUCGAUGGAUAAUUUUUGGUUUGCUACUGAAUCAUCAAUUGUUGGGACAAGCAUCGAACGCAACGCAAAUGUGGAUUUCAGCACUUGAAUCAAGCUGGGUGAUUGCAUUGUUUCGUGAUGAAGUCAUUCAUAUUCAUCAAUACAUUCAAAAUACAUUCGAUGGCAUGAAGGGGUACAGUAAACGUAUUUCAGAGGUUAAAGACUGUUACAAUCAUGCCAUUCAAAAAGCAAGUUUUUUGCAUCGUGAACGACGUAAGUUUUUAAGAACGGCACUAAAAGAAUUGGCACUUAUUAUGACCGAUCAACCUGGACUAUUGGGACCAAAGGCGUUGCUGGUAUUCAUUGGCCUUUGUUUUGCACGUGAUGAAAUUCUUUGGCUUUUAAGACAUAGCGAGAAUCCCCCGAUUGUGAAGAGCAAAGGAAAAACAACAGAAGAUUUAGUCGAUCGUCAGUUGCCCGAAUUGUUAUUCCACAUGGAGGAAUUGCGCGCUUUGGUUCGAAAAUACAGUCAAGUCAUGCAGCGUUAUUACAUUCAAUAUUUGUGUGGUUUCGAUGCAACCGAUUUAAAUAUUCGCAUUCAACAAUUGCAAGUGUGCCCCGAAGAGGAAAGUCUAUUGUUAACAACGCUUUACAAUACAGCCGCUACCGUAUCUGUGAAGCAAGUUGAAGAAAAUGAAAUUUUUGAUUUUCGUGCAUUCCGUUUGGACUGGUUCCGUUUGCAAUCGCUAAUGAGCAUGUCAAAAUCAGCCGUUCGUAUAAUGGAUCACGUUGAAAUGGCACGUCUCAUUGAUUCAAUGGUGUUUCAUACAAAAGUUGUUGACAAUCUCGAUGAAAUUCUUGUGGAAACAUCGGAUUUGUCGAUAUUUUGCUUCUAUAGUAAAAUGUUCGAAGAUCAAUUUCAUAUGUGUUUAGAAUUUCCAGCACAAAAUCGUUAUAUCAUUGCAUUUCCAUUGAUAUGCAGUCAUUUUCAAAAUUGUACACAUGAAAUGUGCCCGGAGGAGCGCCAUCAUAUUCGUGAGCGUUCAUUGUCUGUGGUGAAUAUGUUUUUGGAUGAAAUGGCAAAAGAGGCUAAAAACAUAAUAACAACCAUUUGCGAUGAACAGUGCACAAUGGCUGAUACAUUGUUGCCAAAACAUUGUGCCAAAAUUCUGUCAGCCACAGCUAGUCGAAAAAAUAAAGGCAAGGGUAAAAAACAUUUGGAAGAUAUUCGAAAGCCAGGCGAUGAAAGCUAUCGGAAAACGCGCGAAGAACUAACAACAAUGGAUAAAUUGCAUAUGGCAUUAACUGAACUAUGCUAUGCAAUCAACUACUGUCAAACAAUCAAUGUAUGGGAAUAUGCAUUUGCACCGCGAGAAUAUCUGUGUCAACAUUUGGAAAAUCGCUUUUCACGCGCUCUCGUCGGUAUGGUAAUGUACAAUUCCGAUACAAUGGAAAUUGCCAAACCAUCGGAAUUGUUGACAUCGGUGCGUGCAUACAUGAAUGUAUUACAGACAGUGGAAAAUUACGUACAUAUUGAUAUAACACGUGUAUUCAACAAUUGCCUGUUACAACAAACACAAGCCACUGAUACGCAUGGAGAAAAAUCAAUUGCAUCACUCUACAAUACAUGGUAUUCGGAUGUUUUGUUGCGUCGCGUAAGCGGCGGUAACAUUGUUUUUUCAAAAAAUCAACAAGCAUUCGUUAGCAUUACACCAGAAGGUUGUAUCCCAUUCAAUCCAGAAGAAUUUUCCGACAUAAAUGAAUUACGAUCGUUGGCCGAAUUAAUUGGACCAUAUGGCAUUAAAUUACUGAAUGAAACGCUGAUGUGGCACAUUGCCAAUCAGGUACAAGAACUCAAACGAAUGGUUAUUCUAAAUAAAGAAGUAUUAAUUACAUUACGCACCAGUUUCGAUAAGCCUGAAGUUAUGAAAGAACAAUUCAAACGAUUACAACAAGUUGACAAUGUAUUACAACGAAUGACAAUCAUUGGCGUUAUCUUGAGUUUUCGUCAUUUGGCACAAGAGGCACUCGUUGAUGUACUUGACCAGCGAAUUCCAUUUUUAUUGAGUUCAAUUAAGGAUUUCCAAGGACAUCUACCAAUCAAUGAUCCGAUAAAAGUAGUCUCGGAAAUGGCAUCGGCCGCUGGUCUUCAAUGCAAAGUUGAUCCAACACUUGCGAAUGCAUUACGCUCCCAGAAACCGGACAAUGAUGAAGGCGAACAUUUAAUCGCUUGUUUACUAAUGGUAUUUGUGGCUGUAUCAAUUCCAAAAUUGGCACGUAACGAAAAUCUUUUUUAUCGUGCAUCACUUGAGGCUCAUUCGAAUAAUACUCAUUGCAUGGCAUUGGCCAUCAAUAAUAUAUUCGGUGCAAUGUUUACAAUUUGCAAUCAAAACGAUAUUGAAGAUCGUAUGAAAGAGUUUCUUGCAUUGGCCAGUUCAUCGUUGUUGCGUUUGGGCCAAGAGUCUGACAAAGAAGCGACACGAAAUCGUGAAUCAGUCUAUUUGUUACUCGCUCAAAUUGUCGAAGAGUCACCAUUUUUGACAAUGGAUUUACUUGAGUCAUGUUUUCCAUACGUAUUGAUACGAAACGCGUAUCAUGCUGUUUACAAACAAGAGCAAAUCCUCUACAAUUAAAUUCGUAGCAUACAAUUAUUUUAGUCUAGAGGCCAAUCGAUGUAAAAAAAAAAAAAUUUGAAAACCAAAAAAAAAAAUCAAAACCACAAAAUUUAGAUUUAUUGUCCAAAAAUCUCGGUACCGCAAACUACAUGUACAUUAUAAAUAGAAAAACACAUGCAAAAAAGAAAAACAAACAAAUGUUUCGGAUAAAGAAGCACCCAUUAAAUCAAUAAAUUAUGGUAUUACAUUUGAAACACAGCAA